AUGAGCCGCUCCCACGAUAGCCAUAGCCCUGUCCCCGUGGUGGAUAACAACUUCGAUGCCAGCCACAAGGACCUCGAAAAACAUUCCUCAUCUGAACCGGCCUUUGAUAUCAAUGUCAGCCACCCUAUUGUGGCCGAUAAGCUCGCCCGUAAGCUGUCGGCCCGUCAAGUUCAGAUGAUCGCGAUCGGUGGUACUAUCGGAACGGGUCUCUUCCUCGGAACGGGGAAAUCUCUUGCGACAGGCGGCCCGGCGUCAAUGCUUAUCGCAUAUUUCAUUGUUGGCUCAAUCGUGAUGCUUACCAUGCUUGCUCUGGGUGAGAUGGCGGCAUUUGUUCCCAUUGCGGGCUCCUUCUGUACUUUCGCUGGGAGAUACGUUGACGACGCCCUUGGAUUUGCAUUGACCUGGAACUACUGGUUUAACGAUGCUGUCUCCACAGCCGCAGACCUGGUUGCUUUGCAAUUGGUCUUUGCCUAUUGGGAUACGGGAAUGCCGGGGUGGGCGCUGAGUCUCAUCUUCUGGGUAGUGUUGAUCUUGGCCAAUAUCGUUACCGUGAGGGCAUAUGGCGAAAUUGAAUACUGGCUGAGUCUUCUGAAAGUGGUUACUAUUACAAUCUUCAUUGUUCUGGGUAUUGCCGUUAAUUGCGGAGGCAAUACCUCUCAUACAUACAUCGGCGCGCAUAAUUGGUAUAUUGGCGACGCCCCGUUCGUAGGAGGCAUCGGAGGCUUUGCAUCAGUGUUUGUCACGGCUAGCUUCGCCUACGGUGGCACCGAAUCUAUCGCCAUCACAGCUGGUGAGACUGCCAACCCAACCAAAAACCUCCCCCGCGUCGUCAAAAAUGUAUUUUGGCGCAUCCUCAUCUUUUACAUCCUCUCGGUCCUCCUCAUAGGCCUCAACGUCCCAUACACCACCCCCAAUCUGUCGUCGAAGACCGCCGCCGUCUCACCCUUCACGAUAGUCUUCCAACAGGCAGGCGCUAAAGCCGCAGGAUCAUUCAUCAAUGCCAUGAUCCUGACCAGUGUUAUCAGCGCUGGAAACCAUGCCCUUUUUGCGGGCACCCGACUUCUAUACUCCCUAUCCGUUGAUAAUCACGCUCCGAAAGUCUUUGGUAGGCUGAACCGGAACAAAGUCCCGUAUAUAGCCGUCAUAGCUACCAGUUUGAUCAGUGGUCUCUGUUUCGGCGCAUCUUUCAUCGGGGCCGGCCAACUGUGGACGUGGCUGCAAAAUUUGGUCGGUGUUUCCAACCAACUAGCCUGGACUGCCAUCGGCGUGACCUCGCUGCGUUUCCGUGCUGCGGUGAAAGCGCAGGGUAAAGAGCAUCUCCUCCCUUUUAAAAACUGGACAUACCCCUGGGGACCUCGGAUUUCUAUCGUCAUGAAUAUCGUCAUCAUUCUCGUGCAGGGGUGGAGUUCAUUCUCUCCAAAAUUCAGCGCGAUCGAUUUUGUCAGUUACUAUAUAGAGCUAGUGGCCAUGUUUGUGAUGUAUGUGGCAUGGAAGGUGUUUAAGAAGACCAAGAUUGUAGGGUUGGCUGAGAUGGACCUGGAGACUGAUGUUUACACAGUUGGAGAGGAGGAUCUCAAGGAAAUGGAGAAGGAGAAGGGGUGGAAAGGAAAGGCGAGGUCUGUUUUGAGGUGGAUUUUCUAG
This is a messenger RNA of Venustampulla echinocandica, 1641 nucleotides long. RefSeq lists its product as uncharacterized. The transcript is spliced from 4 exons. Bases 1 to 1641 code for a protein of 546 amino acids. The record is from RefSeq and is a predicted model, not a curated record. Gene Ontology annotation, cellular component: membrane. Gene Ontology annotation, molecular function: amino acid transmembrane transporter activity. NCBI's taxonomy places the organism in Eukaryota, Fungi, Ascomycota, Leotiomycetes, Helotiales, Pleuroascaceae. Gene Ontology annotation, biological process: amino acid transmembrane transport.